CGCCACCAUUCUUCGGAAUAAAGAAAACGCCAAAACUGUGCUGUCCGUUUAUCGUUGUUUCUACAGGCCGACUCAGAUUAAGUCUGAGGUCGGUAACAUCCACAGUGAGGACAAACCCAGGCUACCUCUCCUUCCACACUGAGUCCAAACCCACAGUCACUGGGUCCUGAUUGUGACAGUGGAGCCCAGUUUGCUCUGCAGGAUCCAGAGAUGACAUCAGUGAAGCUGGAAGACUGCAGUCAAACACUGGAGCUGAAUGCCAACAUUAAAGAUGAAGAAGAGGAGGAGAAGAUUGGGACAUCUGUUACUCAUGGAGAACAUGUUGAGACAUUCUCUACGUCCAGAGAGCAACAGCAGGAAAAUCACAGAGCUAAGAGGUCUCAUCCCUGCCCACAUUGUGAGGAGAUUUUCCCAUUUCUAUCAAAACUAAAAAUACACCUAAAAAUACACACAGGAGAGAAUUUGUAUUCCUGCACUGACUGUGGGAAGAGUUUAAAAACAUCACAGGCUCUGACAGUUCAUCAGAGAGUGCACACUGGAGAGAAACCUUACUCCUGCUCUGAUUGUGGGGAGCGUUUCUCUCAUCAGAGCAACUUAAAAACACACCAACGUAUACACACAGGGGAGAAGCCUUACUACUGCUCUGACUGUGGAAAAUGUUUCACAACAUCAACUGGGCUAAGAGUUCAUCAGAGAACACACACAGGAGAGAAGCCUUACUUCUGUUCUGACUGUGGGAGGAGUUUCAUAACAUCAAGGACUCUGACAGUACAUCAGAAAAUGCACACUGGAGAGAAACCUUACUACUGCUCUGAUUGUGGGGAGAGUUUCUCUCAACAGAGCAAUUUUAAAACACACCAACGUACACACACAGGAGAUAAGCCUUACUACUGCUCUGACUGUGGGAAGGGUUUCUCUCAACAGAUCCACUUAAAAUGUCACCAGCGAAUACACACCGGAGAGAAGCCUUACUGCUGCUCUGAGUGUGGGAAGGGUUUCUCCCAACAGAGCAACUUAAAAUGUCAUCAACGCAUACAUAAAGGAGAGAAGCCUUACUCCUGCUCUGACUGUGGGAAGUGCUUCACAACAUCAACUGAGCUAAAAGUUCAUCAAAGAGGACACACAGGAGAGAAACCUUACUCCUGCUCUGACUGUGGGAAGAGUUUCUCCCAACAGGGCAGCUUAAAAAUACACCAACGUAUACAUAAAGGAGAGAAGCCUUACUCCUGCGCUGACUGUGGGAAGUGCUUCACAACAUCAACUGAGCUAAAAAUUCAUCAAAGAAGACACACAGGAGAGAAGCCUUACUUCUGCUCUGACUGUCAGAAGAGUUUCUCCCAAUUGGCUACCUUAAAAACACAUCAACGUAUACAUAAAGGCAAGAAGCCUCAUCAGUUCUCUCAGGCCAGUUAAGAUUAGUCACUCCAUCGCUUCAUUCUCAUCUCAUAAAGGAAGUGGUAACAGGGAAUUUGGUAACAUUAAGACGAACACUAUUGUAAUCCUAUUGUUUCUCAUUGACAACUGUGCAGAGGGGGUGGUGCUGGAGAUGAAUAUUCAAUUGAAUAUGAAGUUGAAACAUUUAAACAUUUUCCUUUUAAGGCAAAAACAAUAGGAGGGUGGUUGGUUGGUCGGGGUGGAUGGGUCUGCAUAUACAGUGCCUUGCGAAAGUAUUCGGCCCCCUUGAACUUUGCGACCUUUUGCCACAUUUCAGGCUUCAAACAUAAAGAUAUAAAACUGUAUUUUGUUUUUGUGAAGAAUCAACAACAAGUGGGACACAAUCAUGAAGUGGAACGACAUUUAUUGGAUAUUUCAAACUUUUAAAAAAAAUCAAAAACUGAAAAAUUGGGCGUGUUGGGGACAGUCUGAGCACUGAGCACUGAUGGAGGGAUUGUGCGUUCCUGGUGUAACUCGGGCAGUUGUUGUUGCCAUCCUGUACCGCAGGUGUGAUAUUCGGAUGUACCGAUACUGUGCAGGUGUUGUUACACGUGGUCUGCCACUGUGAGGACGAUCAGCUGUCCGUCCUGUCUCCCUGUAGCGCUGUCUUAGGCGUCUCACAGUACGGACAUUGCAAUUUAUUGCCCUGGCCACAUCUGCAGUCCAAUGAAGAUCUGUGAAGUUAUUUGGAUUUUUACGAAUUAUAUUUGAAAGACAGGGUCCUGAAAAAGGGAUGUUUCUUUUUUUGCUGAGUUUAUAUAGUGUACUCAGCAUGUUAAGUUAGCAUGCAACUAUUUAGCAUGUUAAUUAACGUUAACAUCAAAUUGGAAUAAGUAAAAUAGCAUACGUAUUGCAUAUUUGUAACAUAUUGUAAUUCGUAACAUACUUAUACAUCCUACAAGUCGUAUUAUAUUGUACGACUCAUAUUACAUUCGUAGGCCAAUGUCAUGGAACAUAAUAUACUGGUGUCAUACUAAAGUGAGCGGUAUGGAUUUUUGUAAGAUAUAAUACGUUUUGAUCUGACACCAAGUUGUCCCUCAGGGCUUUGACCAUUGUUGCAUCUGUGGCUCGCUCUGGAUGGGCGUCUAUCAGAUGACUUAUGUGAUGUAGAUGUCGAGCGGCUUCACUGCAAAUAGAUUGUAUGUUUUAAAUAUUCAACAAUGAUAAUAAAAUAAAAAGCUAUUCCUCUGUAGGUAGAGCGAGUGUGAUGAUGAUCAGUUCUCUGUGGGAAGGAGUUAGUAGAUACAACAUGUAUCAGAUAGAGAUGGUGUGAUGAUCAGUUUUCUGUGGGAAUGAGUUAGUAGAUACAACAUGUAUCAGAUAGAGAUGGUGUGAUGAUGAUCAGUUCUCUGUGGGAAUGAGUUAGUAGAUACAACAUGUAUCAGAUAGAGAUGGUGUGAUGAUCAGUUUUCAACAUUAGUUUGGGUGGGUUCUUUUUUUGCAACAUGACUUUUGUUUAAUGAUACACAGGCUAUGAAAUGACUACAUGUUUAUUACAUUGUCUUAUAAAACUAGAUUGAUUACUUUAGUAGUCAUUGAUACAUUUAUUUGGAUAACUGCAAUGAAUGUAAUUGAUCUAUGACAAGUAAACAUUCUACAUGAA
Messenger RNA from Oncorhynchus masou masou (cherry salmon), 3037 nucleotides. RefSeq names its product zinc finger protein OZF-like. Lineage: Eukaryota; Metazoa; Chordata; Actinopteri; Salmoniformes; Salmonidae. The transcript is spliced from 3 exons. Gene Ontology annotation, biological process: regulation of transcription by RNA polymerase II. Gene Ontology annotation, cellular component: nucleus. The record is from RefSeq and is a predicted model, not a curated record. Gene Ontology annotation, molecular function: DNA-binding transcription factor activity, RNA polymerase II-specific; sequence-specific DNA binding. Bases 211 to 1413 code for a protein of 400 amino acids.